Messenger RNA from Pelobates fuscus (common spadefoot toad), 1451 nucleotides. It is a transcript of the gene ASRGL1, whose product is annotated as asparaginase and isoaspartyl peptidase 1. Gene Ontology annotation, molecular function: asparaginase activity; beta-aspartyl-peptidase activity. The record is from RefSeq and is a predicted model, not a curated record. NCBI's taxonomy places the organism in Eukaryota, Metazoa, Chordata, Amphibia, Anura, Pelobatidae. Gene Ontology annotation, cellular component: cytoplasm. Bases 107 to 1036 code for a protein of 309 amino acids. The transcript has 7 exons.
CUCCUUCUCCUCUAGGAACCCGAGCCGAACCGGGUGCAGUGACCGCUUCCGUUAUCCAUAAUACAGCAAAACACAGCCCGGAGGCUCCGUCCAAGUUUUGGAAAGCAUGAGACCUGUUAUUGUAGUCCAUGGAGGUGCUGGUGUAAUUGUCAAGGAAUAUGAAGAAGGUUAUCGUGCUGGUGUGAGUCUAGCAGCUCUAAAGGGCUUUGAAGUCAUGAAGCAUGGAGGCAGUGCCCUCAAAUCAGUGGAAGAAGCUGUAAUUGUGCUGGAAGAUGACCCACUUUUUAAUGCAGGUCACGGAUCUGUCCUGAAUGAAGAGGGAGAUAUUGAGAUGGACGCUAUUAUAAUGGAUGGAAAAACUUUAAGGUCCGGUGCUGUCUCUGCCGUCAGAUGUAUAGCUAACCCAAUAACACUUGCUCGUCUGGUUAUGGAAAAGACAGACCACAUGCUUUUAACAUGUAAGGGGGCAUCCCUUUUUGCAAAGGCGCAAGGUAUUCAAGAAGUCCCUACUGAAAAACUAAUUACAGAGCGAUCCAGGGAAAGAUGGAAGAAAAACCUGCUGCCUGGUUCUAAUCCUUUAGCAUGUCAAUUGGGUCUUGGAACAGUUGGGGCUGUUGCCAUUGAUGCUGAAGGAAACCUUGCGUGUGCAACAUCUACUGGUGGCAUAACAAACAAAAUGGUGGGGCGUGUUGGAGAUACUGCAUGUAUAGGUAGUGGAGGAUAUGCUGAUAAUGCUGUUGGGGCAGUAUCUACCACGGGACACGGGGAAAGUAUCAUGAAGGUGACAUUAGCCACACUGAUACUCCAUCGUAUAGAACAAGGCAUGUCUCCUGAAGAAGCUUCAGAUACUGCACUUGAUUACAUGAAGACCAGAGUGAACAGCUUCGGAGGGGUCAUUGUUGUUAACCAUAAAGGAGAAUGGGCAGCCAAAUUUUCCACUAAGCAAAUGAGCUGGGCUGUUGUUCAAGAUGACCAGCUACAGUGUGGUAUUGAACAGGGAAAGGGAGAGACUUUAUCUGAUAACAAACCUCUGUAACACGCUGGGCAAAUUAUGUCUACUGUUUCAAAAUUAGUAUGAAUGUAAUACGUUAGUAGCAAUUGCCCUGAUUUUGCAAUUCCAGGGCUUUCAAACGCAAAGACUGUCCCUUUAACAUAGGAAAAAUACCUUAAUUAUAGGAACACUGUAGGCACCCAGAGCACUUCAGUUCAUUGAAGUGGUCUGGGUGCAAACUCCCAUCACCCUUAACCCUGCAGUAGUAUUUAUUGCAGUUUUUAUAAACUGCAAUAAUUACCUCUGAGGGUUAACUCCUCCUGUAGUGGCUGUCUAUCAGACAGCCAAUAGAGGGACUUCCGGUAUUGAAACAGACUUUUGGUCCGUUAUCUGACGCUGGACGUCCUCACGCUCUGCAUGAGGACCUCCAGCGUCAGAUUUUCCCCAUAGGAAAGCAUUG